GUUCGUGACCGACACAUCACUAGUCAUCACAGCGCGCCUGUUAGGAAAUGGCACGCAGCCUGAAUCCCACAUGUAAACAUUUCACUUCUCCUGGCGAAAUUUAACUAAAAAUGGCACCGACGGAUCAAAAAAUGAAGAAUAAGAAGUUCACCGCGAAAGAUGGCAACUGGAAGAAACCACACAAUAACUCACAGGGUGUCCAGAAGAAGAGGAAAUGGGUCCCUGAACACAAAGUAUACGAAGGCAGUGUUAAAGAAGGUCAAGGGUUUGCUUUUAAGAGGAAGCAAAAAGUCCAACAUGAGUACAACAAGCUGCUGCGGAAGGAGAGGAAGAAGAAGAACAAUCCUGAGUCCAAAGCGCUGUACAAGGAGGAGUACCCAGAACACCUCAGGCAUCUGUACGUGGCCGAGGCACAGAAACUGAGGGACGAGGCCUGGACCAAUAGAUUGAACAGGAGUAUGCUGAGAAUGAAAGGGCAGGAAGAGAAGAGAGGUGAUAAUGAUGAUGAUGAUGCUGCUACUGAAGCUGCUGCUGAAGCUGCAGAUCCAGAUCCAGAAGUUCCUGGUGGAUCUGAGCCGACAGAUUCUGGCACUGGGAAUCCUGAACCAACAGCAGCCGCAGAGCAAGACAGUCUUCCAAUGAGCAACCGCAUGAAGAAAAAAAUGCUGAAGAAGACGUCCUACCAGAAGACAAAAGAGGAAUUUGAGACAGUCACAGAAAAACGGAAAAAGAAGAAAGAGGAGUUCCUGAAGGACCGCCAGCAGAGAGAAGAAGCCAUCCAGAAGUACAAACAGAAAAAGCUGGAGACGUUUCAGAUGCUGAGCAAAAAGACCAAGAAAGGACAGCCCAACCUGAACCUCCAAAUGGACUAUUUGCUUCAAAAGAUCACCCAAGGAACUGGGAAAUGACUCAUAUGACUCUUGUAUUAAUGAUUACCUGAGGACAAUCAGGAUUGUGAUUUUUCACACAACGAAAAUACCGUUCAUUUUCAGUAUUUUGCCGACUGAAAAAAAAUCUCUGGUUCAUUUUAAUCUCAAACCACAAGAUGGCAUUGUAAGACAUGAAGAGAUGAAAACAUGCUCAUGUAAUUUUAUAACAAAUAAAUGUUUAAGCUUCCUA
Messenger RNA from Sebastes umbrosus (honeycomb rockfish), 1119 nucleotides. RefSeq names its product coiled-coil domain containing 59 (gene ccdc59). Bases 111 to 908 code for a protein of 265 amino acids. NCBI's taxonomy places the organism in Eukaryota, Metazoa, Chordata, Actinopteri, Perciformes, Sebastidae. Gene Ontology annotation, cellular component: nucleus. The record is from RefSeq and is a predicted model, not a curated record. The transcript is spliced from 4 exons.